This is a messenger RNA of Scomber japonicus (chub mackerel), 722 nucleotides long. RefSeq names its product serine hydrolase-like protein. The record is from RefSeq and is a predicted model, not a curated record. The transcript has 8 exons. The coding region runs from base 1 to 687 and encodes 228 amino acids. Lineage: Eukaryota; Metazoa; Chordata; Actinopteri; Scombriformes; Scombridae.
AUGGCUCACCAGAAGAAGGUCAAAAAGGUCAAAGGUUUUCCUAAAUUUACCAACAAAGAUCAUACCAAGCAGUUUCAGAGCUGUCUGUGCAGGUCUCCUGGGGGGAGAUCAGAGGUGAAGUCUGGGGUUCUGAUCAUGGUCAUCCUGUGCUGUGUCUGCAUGGCUGGGCUGAUAACUGUGGUACAUUCAACACUCCCAUUCCCCUUCUGCCCAAAGGUCACGGUCUGUCCUCACAUCACCCCCCCUGGAGUCUUCUACUCUUUUCCUGCAUACGUGGCGGACAUAUUCAGAGUCGCUGGUCGCUGUUUCAGUGCACUCUAUCCAGAGAUGGUGGAUGCUCUCAUAUUUCUUGACGCUUAUGGAUUCUUACCAACGGAUUUGAGUGCUCUGCUCAAAGUGAUGAGGCAGGGGAUUGAUGAGAUGCUCCAGUUUGAAACCAAAACAGAAGAGAAGAGAAGAGUUUACACUUAUGAGAAGGCAGUGGAGAGGUCUUUGGCUGCCAACCCGACUCUAUCUAAAGAGUCUGUGAACAUCCUUUUAAAGAGAGUUCUAGUUCAAGUUGAAGGAGCAGGAUUUGUGUUCUCCAGAGACCUGAGAGUUAAUUUUAAGAACACAGUGCACAUCAGUGUGGAGCAGAGUCUGGAGAUGCAGUCAAGGCUACAAGCUUCUGUCCUAGUUGUUCUGUAAGAUAUUCACUAUAAUGAUGUUAUCUUCGGGGCUGC